AUGACACUUAAAAAUGCUAUUAGUGACAUACUCUCACAUCAUUGCCUUGAUAUCCAAAAUAUUCGUGGCCAAGGAUAUGAUGGUGCUAGUAACAUGCGUAGUGAAUGGAAUGGAUUGCAAGCAUUAUUUCUUAAUGAAUGUCCUUGUGCUUAUUAUGUGCAUUGUUUUGCCCAUCGAUUACAAUUAGCCUUGAUUGCUGCCUCUAAGGAAGUUUCUUCUAUUUAUCAAUUCUUCCAGAAUUUGAAUUUCAUCAUUAAUAUUGUCACUGCUUCUUCUAAACGUCAUGAUCAAUUCCAAGCUGCCCAAAUUUUUGAAUUUGAACAUUUGCAAGCUAUUGGCGAGCUUGAAACUGGUACAGGCUCAAAUUACUCUCAAAGAGGGGAUGCUACAACAGCUUAUAAGAUGAUCACUUCUUUUGAGUUUAUAUUUAAUUUACUUUUGAUGAAGGAGAUCAUGGGCAUCACUGAAAUUCUUUGUCAAGCCUUACAACAAAAAGCUCAAGAUAUUUUGAAUGCUAUACAUUUAGUUUCAAGUACAAAGGAACUUAUUCAAGAAUUACGAGAUGGUGGUUGGAAAAGAAUACUUGAAAGUGUUGUCAAUUUCUCCAAGCUUCAUGAGAUAGAUGUUCCAGAUUUUGAUGCUCAAUAUAUUGAAGGUCGUGGCCGUCGACAACAUGAACAAAUAACUAUUGAGCAUCACUAUCAUUUUGAUAUUUUUAAUUCAACCAUUGACUUUCAGUUACAAGAGUUAAAUAGAAGGUUUAACGAGCAAACAAUGGAACUUUUAUCACUUAGCUCUUCAUUAGAUCCGAAGAAUGGUUACAAAGCAUUCAAUGUUGAUGAUAUUUGUAGCCUUGCAGAGAAAGACUAUCCUCUUGAUUUUUCCGAGCAAGAGAGAAUUAUUUUGAAUUGUCAAUUGAAGCAUUUCCAAAAGGACAUCCCAAAACAUCCAAAACUUCAAAAUUUAUCUUCAAUUUUACAUCCUUCAAUAUAG
Messenger RNA from Gastrolobium bilobum, 993 nucleotides. RefSeq lists its product as uncharacterized. The record is from RefSeq and is a predicted model, not a curated record. Lineage: Eukaryota; Viridiplantae; Streptophyta; Magnoliopsida; Fabales; Fabaceae. The transcript is spliced from 2 exons. The coding region runs from base 1 to 993 and encodes 330 amino acids.